Ceratina calcarata is the source of this 1567-nucleotide messenger RNA. RefSeq names its product Actin-related protein 2/3 complex, subunit 1A (gene Arpc1). The coding region runs from base 346 to 1452 and encodes 368 amino acids. The transcript is spliced from 6 exons. Lineage: Eukaryota; Metazoa; Arthropoda; Insecta; Hymenoptera; Apidae. Gene Ontology annotation, biological process: Arp2/3 complex-mediated actin nucleation. Gene Ontology annotation, cellular component: Arp2/3 protein complex; actin cytoskeleton. The record is from RefSeq and is a predicted model, not a curated record. Gene Ontology annotation, molecular function: actin filament binding.
CAACAUAACCUAGAAGGGUACCUCGACCUCGAUAACCCGCUAUCUGCGGAUGAACUGUCAAUUCUGGUUUAUUUAGAGAGAGUGUCGUACAUUGUAUUAUUGGUUACAGAUUCAGAAAAUUCGUGUCGACUGACCAGAGUCCGCGAAUUUCCAACAGAUUUUUUGUGAAUGAGUUUUAUUAACGUUUAAUUUAGUAAAUUAACAUUAAUAGUUAGGUGACCGCACCCGUCUCCGAGCGAUUAAGUGCGGUGAUUCAUAGAUAUAAUAUAAUUCGCGUUAUCGCAUAUUUUCCCCAACGGCAUCGUAUGUACAUUUAUCGAAUUAUUCGUAAAAAUUAAGUGAAAUAUGACAGAGGUUCACAAUUUAGGUGUUGAUGCCAUCAGCUGUCAUGCUUGGAAUAAAGACAGAAAAGAAGUGGCCAUUUGUCCUAAUAAUAAUGAGAUUCAAAUUCACAAACGUACAACGAAUGGUUGGAAAUUGCUGCAGAAUCUACAGGCACAUGACAUGCAUGUCAUGGACAUCGAUUGGGCACCCAAUACCAAUCGAAUAGUAACAUGUUCUGCAGAUAAAAAUGCGUAUGUUUGGACGCAAGAGGAAGAUGGGAAAUGGAAUCCUACUUGGGUGGUUUUAAGAAUAAAUCGAGCAGCAACAUGUGUAAAAUGGUCCCCCUUAGAAAAUAAAUUUGCUGUUGGGUCUGGCGGUAGAGUAAUAGCAGUUUGUUAUUUUGUGUCUGUGAAUAAUUGGUGGCAGUGUAAGCAUAUAAAACGCCCAUUGAGGUCGACUGUAACCGCAGUUGAUUGGCAUCCGGACAACAAAGUUUUAGUUGCCGGAUCAACGGAUUACAAAGUUCGCGUAUUUAGUGCUUACAUUAGUGAUAUGGGAAAUACACCUGGUAAUGGCCCAUGGGGUCGCAGUAAUUCUUUAGGGAAGCUACUUGCCGAAUUCCAAAAUAGUCCCAAUGGAGGAGGUUGGAUACAUUCUGUUGCAUUUAGUCCCUGCGGUAAUAAAAUUUGUUGGGUGGCGCAUAAUUCGUCGAUUUGUGUCGCGGAUGCUACCAAAGGGAAUGCAGUUACGCGAUUGUAUACAGAGCAUUUACCGUUUCUGAGUUGCGUCUGGAUGGGGCCCAACUACAUCAUCGCCGCGGGACAUAGCUGCAUGCCUAUGCUGUAUUCUGUGGACGAUAAUGGUCAAUUGUAUUUCGUAUCGAAAUUAGACAACACGCAGAAAAAGGAGGCCGCCGGCUUGUCCGCCAUGCGUAAAUUCCAGUCACUAGAUCGCCAGGCGAGAACCGACCCGAAUGACAAUGCCUUGGAUAGUAUACAUCAAAACACGAUCAACUAUGUAUGCAAAGUAUCAGAUAAUGAAUUCAGUACGAGCGGCUUAGAUGGCCAGCUGGUAGUUUGGGAUCUCAAGCUGCUGGAGAAUUCCAUCGCCGGUCUCAAGAUAGCAUAAGUAAAAAAAUUUUUUUUAUACCAGAGAGAGGAAAACCAAGAUAUUACAUCAAACGCAGAGAUGUAUAAAUGUUAAAUCUGAAAUGAAAAGAAAGAAAUAUACGAUUUCUCAUUAA